UCGUGGUCCGACUCUGAGUAACUGGCGCUGCUUCCUUGGGAGCCAACGUUCUAGCUUAGUCCAUGAGGUUGGCGCCUCAAAUCUCAAUGGUCUAAUCCCUUCCCUUCCGCUCUAAGAUUGAGUAGGUUUCUGAAAUCCUUGAUCGGAGAUUCUGCAAAUAUUCUGAACUGAAGUGCUGAACGAAAGAGCUAACAGCGUUUAGCAUUUGAGCUCCCAAAUGAAUACAAUAUUCAAGGUUCAAACUUUUCCUUGCUCGUUGGCCAGGCCCAAUGUCGAAGGCUAUUCUUUCCCGAAUCAAACCCCGCCGUCACAACGCAAGAACGACUUCGUUCAACCCUACUGCCUUCACGCCUCGUAUCAAGAAGCUUGUUUUCGACACCGUCGACAUCCUUAGAACCCACAAGGAGUGGGAGGACUCCCUCGAAACCCACUUCGCAGAAUCCGGAAUACUUGUUUCCGAUGUUGCGCAUUUCGUUUUAGAUCGAGUACACAACGCAGAACUGGGUUUGAAGUUCUUUGAUUGGGCUAGCAGAAGACCGUACUCUUGUUCUCUCGACGGGGCAACAUAUUCUUCGCUUCUGAAACUUUUGGCGAAGUUUAGAUUGUUUUCAGAAUUGAUGGCGUUGAAGAACAUGAAAAUAGAAAAUAUAAAGCCCACCCCCGAAGCAUUGAGUUUUAUUAUUUGGGCGUACGGUGAUUCUGGGUUGGCUGAUAGGGCUCUCGAGUUAUUUCAUACGAUGCGUCAAAUACAUAAUUGUUAUCCUAAUACUGUGGCUUGUCAUUCAUUGCUUCAAGUUCUAGUGAAACAUCGGAAAGUAGAGAUUGCACGUCAAUUGUAUGAUGAAAUGUCUGAAAGAGAUGAUGGGGAAGGUACCGUUGUGGAUAACUAUAGUACCUCUAUCGUGGCGAAGGGUCUGUGCAAUGAAGGAAAGGUUGAGGAAGGUCGGAAAUUGAUUGCAGACAGGUGGGGAAAAGGUUGUGUGCCAAAUAUUGUAUUUUACAAUACAAUCAUUGAUGGUUAUUGCAAGAAUGGUGAUCUUAAUGGUGCAAAUAGAGUUUUCAAGGAAUUGAAAUUGAAGGGAUUUUUGCCCACAUUAGAAACUUAUGGGGCUAUGAUUUAUGGAUUCUGUAAGUCUGGGGAAUUUGAUGCAGUUGAUCAACUUCUGACAGAAAUGACUGAAAGGGGAUUGAAAGUGAAUGUACAAGUGUAUAAUGAGAUUAUUGAUGCUAAAUACAAACAUGGUUUAGUAGAUGAAGCAGUUGACACAGCGAGGAGGAUGAUUGAGAAUGGAUGUAAACCAGAUAUUACAACUUACAAUACUCUGAUAAAUUGUUCAUGCAGGAGUGGAAGAAUUAAGGAAGCUGGUGAACUCCUUGAUCAGGCAAAAAGGAGGGGAUUGGUGCCUAAUAAGUUUAGUUAUACUCCCCUCUUGCACGCUUAUUGCAGGCAAGGGGAUUAUGUUAAGGCAUCAAAUAUGCUUAUUAAGAUUGCUGAAACAGGAGAUCAGCCUGAUUUGGUUUCUUAUGGAGCUUUUAUCCAUGGAGCUGUUGUUGCAGGGGAAAUUGAUGGUGCCUUGAUGAUCCGAGAGAGGAUGCUGGAAAAGGGAGUAUUCCCUGAUGCUCAAAUCUACAAUGUUCUGAUGAGCGGCCUUAAGAAAGGGAGGUUUCCUGCUGCCAAACUGCUAUUAGCAGAAAUGCUUGAACAAAAUGUUCAACCUGAUGCAUACAUUUAUGCCACUUUGGUGGAUGGGUUUAUUAGAAAUGGUGAACUUGAUGAGGCAAAAAAUAUUUUUGAACUCGCAAUUGACAAGGGUGUGAACCUUGGAACUGUCGGGUAUAAUGCCAUGAUUAAGGGUUUCUGUAAACUUGGAAAGAUCACAGAUGCUCUAUCAUGCAUCAAUAGGAUGAGAAAGGCAGGUCAUGUUCCAGAUGAAUAUACUUACUCAACAGUUAUCGAUGGAUAUGUGAAGCAUCAAGAUUUGGAUAGUGCACUCAAGAUGUUUGGUGUGAUGCUGAAACAGAAAUGUAAGAUCAAUGUGGUCAUUUACACCACUUUAAUCAACGGAUUCUGCAAGAAGGCAGAUUUGAGCAGAGCUGAAAAGGCUUUCAGGGGGAUGAGCUCUUUUAAUUUAGAGCCUAAUGUGGUCACAUACACCAUGCUAAUUGGGGGUUUUUGUAAGGAUGGUAAACUUGCAACAGCAACAUCCUAUUUUGAGCUAAUGCUGUUGAACAGGUGUCUUCCUAGUGAUGUCACAGUGCAUUAUCUGAUAAAUGGUUUAACAAAUAAUACACUUAGUGCUAGUGUUAAUGAAGAAAAUGAGUCUAAUGAUAAUGGUAAGUCCUUGAUUUUGCACUUCUUUGCAAGGAUGAUUUCAGAUGGAUGGAACCGAAUCGCUGCUGCUUAUAAUUCUAUAAUUAUUUGUCUUUGUAAACAUGGAAUGGUUGAUACUGCUCUGUCAUUGCAAACCAAGAUUCUGACUAAGGGUUUCCUUUUCAAUUCUGUAAUUUUUGCUGCUUUACUGCAUGGCUUAUGCAUACAAGGUAGGUCAAAAGAAUGGAGGGGUAUUAUAUCCUGUGAUCUAGAAAAGAUUGAUCUCGAAACAGCUGUUGAGUAUUCUCUGGCAUUGGACAAAUUUCUAUGCCAAAGGGUUUCAGAGGCUUCAUAUAUUUUGCAGGCGUUGGUUGAAGACUCUAAGUUUUCUGAUCAACAAAGUCAAUACAUCUCAAGGUUAUAGUGUCAUAUGGAGAGGAAAUUCCAUGAACUAAAGAAACUAAUCUCCUUGGCAGAGCCAUAUACAUGGAUAUAUUUGAUAAGGUUUCCGUUUUGCUUCAGGAAAUCGAGAUCUUGAUAUACUUAAUGAUAGUACUCUCAGAGAGAUUGUGCCAAUUAUCUUAGUUGCUAAACCUUUGACGAACAUACCUUCGAUGAACUGACAGGCUUUUGACAUCGUUUGUUCUCCGAAAGUUCAAAACAUGAGGACGGCUUCCAACAACAAAGAAACCUGAAAUCUGUUGUCUUAUGCAGAUAAUCACCACUACCGUAAUAUGAUUAUGUCAUGAAAAUUUGUUGGUUAAAAGGAUCCGGAAGAUCGUAUGUGCUUAAAUGUCCACUUCCAUUUUUGGUGUCCCUUCGUCAAUGCAACAAGUUGCAUCCCUCAAGCUAAUUUGGGAAUGCAUUUCCUUUGUCAGGUUUGCCACUGAAGUUGAUGUUUUCUUUGGUGGGGUCAAUAUCAAGGUUCACAAAGAACUGCUGAAAAAUGAACCACAUUCUUGUCGAUGGAACACCGUGGAGGAUAUUAGCUCUGGCUACAGAUGAGGACAUUGGAUUAAAGAAUGUGAGACAUUUUAUUCUUGAUUGGGAUGAAAAGAUGCUUGCAUCAUAAUUUGGCUUGAGAACUGAGGAGAGAUGUGAAUGAAAUUUUUGGGUUCGUGAUAGCAAUUGAGGAUGCUUUCAGCUACACUCGCUGAAGAAAUCCACCCUGCUGAGCUGUUAAGCAAUUAAUUCCAAAUCCAACCUGUUCAGCUACACUCUGAUCAAU
This is a messenger RNA of Prosopis cineraria, 3539 nucleotides long. Its product is annotated as pentatricopeptide repeat-containing protein At1g52620. Lineage: Eukaryota; Viridiplantae; Streptophyta; Magnoliopsida; Fabales; Fabaceae. The record is from RefSeq and is a predicted model, not a curated record. Gene Ontology annotation, molecular function: protein binding.